AUGGAUUCCUCACCAAGCUCGGCAGCUCCCAAGCCCCGCACGCCAAAUCCAGCCGAAGUAGACAGGAACGGUACCGCUCCUUCGUCCGGUCCCACGGCAGAGCACAAUGGAUCACAAGACGACAGGAAGCGAAAGCCCGGCGAGAACGGCACCCCAGAGGCUGAUCAACAAAAUCAGUCUGGCCCGCUGAACAAGCUCUUCUCUCGACGAAACCGAUCCCGCAGCCCCAGCAAUGCCACACCGCGCGACGACUACUCGAGACGUUCUCGAUCCCCCCUACCGCCUCGGUCACCAGAACCCGAGGAACAACCGAAACAGCGCAAGCGGCCUGGCGGUGGCGCACGGGCGGGCCUGAUGAACUCGGAGCAAUUGCGGCGGCGACAGGAGGAGCGCGAUCGCGCCAUGGAGGAGGAUGCACUGCGGACAUCGCGAGACCGCGGCGUGUCGGAUGUUGUCCGGCAGCACUAUAAUGCUGUUCCCCAGCGGGGCCGUGAGUGGCGCAAGACUGAAAGCACGAUCAAAGGUCUUCGCAGCUUCAACAACUGGGUGAAGAGCACGCUUAUUCAGAAGUUCUCGCCCGAUGAAGAGUUCGCCGCACGCUUCAAUGACACCAAGGAUUGGGCUGAUGAUAGCAUGCGCCCGAAUCCGGCCGAGGACAAGCAGCUGCUUGUGUUGGACUUGGGCUGCGGCAAGGGCGGUGACUUGGGCAAGUGGCAGCUUGCGCCACAAAGGGUGGAACUUUACGUUGGACUCGACCCGGCCAAUAUCUCCAUUGAGCAGGCGCGGGAUCGAUAUGGUCAGAUGCGGUCUCGUGGCGGAGGUGGCCGUGGCCGUCGACCGCCGCCUCAGCUCUUCCACGCGGAGUUUGCGACCAAGGACUGCUUCGGCGAGUCACUGGCUGAUGUCAACAUUGUCCAGCGCGUCGGCAUUGACCCCAAUGCUGGACCCGGUGGCUCUCUGAUGGCAUCUCGAUGGAGCGGCGGCGGUGGCUUUGACGUGGUGACUUCGAUGUUUGCUAUCCAUUACGCUUUCGAAAGCGAGGAGAAAACACGCCAGAUGCUCAGCAACGUCGCUGGUUGUCUGAAGAAGGGUGGCCGCUUCAUCGGCGUGUGCCCGAACUCGGACGUGAUCACCAGCAAAGUCAGUACUUUCCAUAAGAAGCGCAAGGAGCAGGAGGCCGCCAAGCCUGCCGAGACCGAAGGCCCCGAGGAUGGCGAGGUUGAAGAGGAGGAGCGGUGUGGAUGGGGUAAUGAUAUCUAUAGUGUUCGCUUCCCUGGAGAUACCCCCGAGGAUGGUGUCUUCCGCCCGCCAUUCGGGUGGAAGUACACGUACUAUAUGUCAGAGGCAGUCGAGGGUGUUCCUGAAUACGUUGUUCCUUGGGAAGCGUUCCGAGCCUUGACCGAGGAUUACAACCUGGAGCUGCAGUACCGCAAGCCGUUCCUGGAGAUUUGGGAAGAUGAGAAGAAUGAUCGUGAAUUGGGGCCGCUGAGUGAGCGGAUGGGAGUGCGGGAUCGCAAUACUGGAGAAUUGCUGAUGACCGAGGAGGAGAAGGAUGCCGUCACGCGACAGCGCAACUCCAUGUCCCGUUCUCGUCCCCCACCAAGUGUACGCUCACGAGCCACCCCAAGAUCCAACAGAAGAGCCGCAGAAGCUCCCGAGGACACAGAAGAACCGGAACUACCAGAAUACCAACCUCCCGAGGCACCUCUAUCCGCAGAAGCCCACCGCCAGCUUCACCAACUCUCCGAGAAACAAUACUUCGAGACCAUGCAGAAACACAUCCACGAUGCGGGCGUGCAAAUUACAUACUCAGCCGGCGAAGUUAGCGAUCGUCUCCGCGAUGCGCAAACCCGAUACGAGAAAGCGAAAGAAAAACGGCGAGCCGAGCAAGAGGGUCAGGACCAAGAUGCUGAGAGUGAGGAUGAAGAGUAUCAGCGGCUUGCGGAGCAGGAACGACAAGUAAACUCUAUUAUGGGCCGAUUGGAAGAGAAAAUGCGCUCUGUUGUUGAUAGUGAUGCCAAAUAUAUUGGGUUGAAGGAUGCUUUGGAUACCCUCGACAAGGAGGAAGCUCGGGCGCAGACUGUUUUGCUGGGUGAGCGACAACUCCGGAGUCAUCGGCGAGCGACGCGGCGGACGGGUAAUGAAGAGGAAGAAGAGGAGCAAGAAGAUGAAGAGGAGCGCGAGUCAACGCCAGUGCGAGAACUUCGCGAGCAUAACACAGAAAAUCCGCCGACUCAAAGGCUAAAUACCUCGCUGGUCGAGGGUCAAAAGAAGUGGGAAGAGCUGUCGUUGACUCAAAGAUACGCCAGCAACAAUGCUUAUACUGGGUUCUACCGCGUCGUGCAUGACUCCAAGUACCCCGACAAUGAAGCCCCGCCCAUGCCAAACUCCUCAACAUGGUUCUCACACAUGGAAGACCAUGAUACCGCCUCUGGUGCUGGCGCUUCGAGUGGCAGUCCAUCAACUCGCCGAACGCGCAACCAGCGCCAGCCGUCACCUGCCGAUUCAGACGACAUUGCCAUCGAGCGUGAGCGCAUCUCGCUGGAUUGCCCCAUCACUCUGGUCCGCUUCCGAGACCCGGUUACUAGUACCAAAUGCCCGCACAGCUUCGAGCACGAUGCUAUCAUGGAUAUGAUCGCGCGCUCACGACCUAUGCCUGGUGGUCCCGCCCGGGUCAAGGCCGUCAAGUGUCCUGUAUGCUCAAUCUUCCUUACUGCUAGAGACCUGGUCCGUGAUACAGCCUUGCAACGUCGGGUUCGUCGCGCGGAGGAACAGGAGGCGCGGCGGGCGGAGGAAAGUGACUCGGACGAGGAUGAUGAGCGGCGCAAGCGAAACCGGGUGACGCUGGCAAGUGAUGCCGUGGAUCCUGAUGAUGACGCGAUGGACGUGGAUGCGCCUGCGAGGACGCAGAUUAAAUCUGAGCCUGUGCAGGUUAUGGGGGAGCGGAGCCAGACGAGGGAGUCGGAUAUGGCUGAUGAAGAUGAGGAAGAGGAAGAAGAGGAAACCCAGAGUAGUGGAGAUGGGGAGGUAGAGAGCGAUGAAUAG
This is a messenger RNA of Penicillium daleae, 3045 nucleotides long. It is a transcript of the gene abd1, whose product is annotated as mRNA (guanine-N7)-methyltransferase. The transcript is spliced from 5 exons. Lineage: Eukaryota; Fungi; Ascomycota; Eurotiomycetes; Eurotiales; Aspergillaceae. Gene Ontology annotation, cellular component: nucleus. The record is from RefSeq and is a predicted model, not a curated record. Gene Ontology annotation, biological process: 7-methylguanosine mRNA capping. The coding region runs from base 1 to 3045 and encodes 1014 amino acids. Gene Ontology annotation, molecular function: mRNA 5'-cap (guanine-N7-)-methyltransferase activity; zinc ion binding.